AUGCUUUAAAAUUAGCACUUAAGUUAUGAUAAUUUGAUUUCAUGUCAAUUGUCAAAGUCCCUUAAUGAUGAAUGUAAAAUCUUCGAAAAUUCUUUAAGUUAGAUUACUAGUACAACAAAGAACCCAUUUAUCAAAGUAAAGUAAGUUAGUGUUGUAGAUAUAUUAAAAGGAGAUGAUUUAGAUUCAAUUUAGUCUUAAAGCAGAAUCACAUAAAGUAAUUUGCAUUAAAUUAGCUAAAAUUGUUUCUAAUGUGAGUAAAACCAUGAUUUGGAUUCAUCUGCUUCUUAAGAUUCUUAGUAAUUCAGCAAAACAAUUCAUGAAGGAAAUAAUUAUAAAAUUGAAAAUGAUCAUGAAAUAUAAGUAGACUUGAGUUAUUCUGAUGACAACUAAAAAGAACAACAAACAAAAAACGAGGGACAAAGAUAAAGCUUUGCAUAAACUAUACAGUAAUUAGUUAAAAAGAAAAGAAAAAAUAAUAUUGAAUUAGGAUACAUAAAUUCUAAGAAUAUUUGGAAAAAGAAAUGGUUAGGAGUUCUCUUUUAUGUCUCAAAGUUUUUAUAUAUAGCUAAGCAAUGUCAAAAAGUUUUCAGAGCUUCUUUAUUGACUUCAUUCUAAUUACAUUUAAUAGGGGAUAUUUCUAGUGAUUUUGAGUAAAAUGAAUGCUAUAGAAUUAUAUCUCUGUUUUUGCUUUUUGCAGGAUCUCUUUUUUAUGGACAUUUGUUUGCUUGUAUUUGGUAUUACGUAGGAAAUUAAAGUGAAUAAGGUUGGAUAGCUUUUAAUUAAUUAGAUAGAAGUGAUAUUUAUUCUAAUUAUGUUUGCAGCUAUUAUUAUGCAGUUGUAACAAUGACUACAAUAGGAUAUGGAGACAUUACUGCUAAAACAACUGGGGAAAGAUCUGUAAUGAUUUUUUUGGCAUUACUGUCUUGUGGAAUUUUCGGUUUUACUAUUAAUUCAAUAGGUAAUAUACUUUCAGAUUUCAAAUAAAAGAGUGACACUUACCUCACAGAAUUAGGAAAGCUCAAUAAAUAUCUAAGUUUCUAUCAGGUAUCAUCAGAAGUUCAAAUAAAUGCAAGGAAAUAUUUAAAGUUCAUUCAUCAAGAAAAACACAAUAAUUAACUAUCAAGUUUUUAGUCUUUAAAUAAUUUGUCUGGUGAUUUGUAGAAUUAAAUAAAAAUGGAGGUUAUUUCUAAAUAAUUAAAAUAAAUACAGCUUUUUAGAAAUAUUUUAAAAGAAGAAAUUAUUCUACAACUUUCUCUUUAAGUUUAAGAGAAUAUUUAUUAACCAGAAUAAAUCAUUUUAGGAUAAAAUGAAGUAAAAGAACCAACAAUAUACAUUAUAAAUCAUGGUAGAGUGCUUAAAUAUUCUUAAUACGACCUAGCAUCCAAAGAAAAUUCAAUAGUAGAAUUAAAGGAAAAAGAUAAUUUUGGGUUAAUUGAAUUUUUUAUGAACUAAGAAACAUGUAAUUUUAAUUAUAAAAGCAAAGAACUCACCUCAAUAUUUUCUUUAUAGCUCUCUACUUUUUUGAAAAUAAUAAAGUAAGAUAAUGAAAGUUAUGAGAAAUUUUGUUAUGUUAAAGAUUAACCAGAAUAAUAAUAAAAAUAAUAAUAAGAUGAUAACAAAAAGCGGAAAGCAAAAAAAAAAUAAAACUGUUGGAAAUUAUUUGAUUAAAAUUAUAGUCAAGCAAUAGAUUUUUAAAACAAUAAUAUUAACUAACUAUCGUUCGAUGAAUGCUCAUAAAUAACGGAGGAAGAUGAUUAAGAAGAAUCAAAUAUUAAUGAUAAUAAUAAAGACUGUAUUUAAGAAUUUAAUUUGGUAGAAACUGAAACUAGAAAAAGCAUUUUUACAUAAAAUUUGUUAAAAUUAAGUGAAGAUAGAGAUCAUUUUAAUUCACAUAAAACGGGGGAUAUAUUAAAUGAGGAUGAUUGCUCAAUUGGAAAUAUUGGCUCAGAGUUGAAACCUUAAAUUAUUAUUUAAUCAAGAAAGCACAACACAUAUGAUUUUCAAAAAUCUGAAGAAAUGAAAAAGCAGAGUAGUAAUUCAAUAGAACAAUAAUAAUAAUAAUAGGAAGAUGACUUAUUUUGGUAAUCUCAUAACUCUCAAAAAAACAUUUGCUAACGUAACAGAACUUCUAUCAAUGUUGUUUAAAAUUAGAAUUUUAAUGCAAUUUAGUCAUUGAUCUAGAAUUUAAAAGAUGUUCAGAUGUUUCUAUUAUCAAAUUAAACUUCACCAAAGAUGCCAUAAAAAUAAACCAAUUUUUGCAAGGUGAACUCUAAAAGACUUGAUUCAUCUAUCGUGGUUAACUUAAAAAAGGAACGUAAUUCUAGUCUAAGUGAAUCAAAUAAAAAUGUUAAAUAUGCUAAAGAAUUUUCAUAUACACUCUAGGAAAUUAAAAAUUAAAAGAAAAAGUCAUAAUCAUUUCAUGAUGAGAAUUUCGAUAAACUAUGCCAAUUCAAAAUAUAUUAUCCUUUAAAAAAUUUUGACAUAGUUAUUUCUGGUAUAAACAAAUCUCAUUUAGAAUUUAAGAUUCCUUAAAUAUUAAAAAAAUUAAAACUAAAUAAAAUAAUAUGA
Molecule: messenger RNA, 2568 nt
Organism: Tetrahymena thermophila SB210
Lineage: Eukaryota; Ciliophora; Oligohymenophorea; Hymenostomatida; Tetrahymenidae
Product: cation channel family protein
Exons: 9
Biological process (GO): potassium ion transmembrane transport; regulation of membrane potential
Molecular function (GO): voltage-gated potassium channel activity
Source: RefSeq, a predicted model, not a curated record